Tetrapisispora phaffii CBS 4417 is the source of this 1185-nucleotide messenger RNA. It is a transcript of the gene ELA1, whose product is annotated as elongin A. NCBI's taxonomy places the organism in Eukaryota, Fungi, Ascomycota, Saccharomycetes, Saccharomycetales, Saccharomycetaceae. Gene Ontology annotation, cellular component: elongin complex; nucleus. The record is from RefSeq and is a predicted model, not a curated record. Bases 1 to 1185 code for a protein of 394 amino acids. The transcript has a single exon. Gene Ontology annotation, biological process: transcription elongation by RNA polymerase II.
AUGAUUACCAGUUUACAGGAAGUUGCAGAACUUCAUUUAGUGAGGAACCAUAAAUUAGUAGAGGAUACUGGCAAUAUGCCAUAUAGGUUAUUAAAAAGGGUAUUGAAACAAAUGAAGAAAGACCAGUUGAUUAGGGUAGAGCAGAAAAAUGUAAUAUUGAUAUUUGAUGAUAACGAGCUAUGGUUAAACUUUCUUAAACAAGACUUCCCAACGAGCAUACAUGAUUCUUUUACAACAAAGAAAAAUAAUAUAAUAAACUAUUAUUUAGAUUUUAUUAAAAAGAAUGAUUUAAAAUUCUAUAAUAACAACAGUUCUUAUAUUGAAGGUAUAUUGAAGAUGAAAGUAGUUAAAGAUUUAUCAAGUAAUAAAUAUUUAAUACCAUACAGAAUGCUAUAUUUAAAAUACGAAAUUGAUGAAAUUAGGAAAGCCGAAGAGAGUACAGAACGUCUAAGGAUUCAGAUGCGAGAAAUACAAAAGAAGAGGGAAGAAAAACAGACUAUUCAAGUGGAUCAUUCUUUCUACAUAAACAACAAAUCUUCCAGGAAAUCUAAUAAGAACCGUUAUGUAAAUAGCGCUCGUUCCCAUGUUUUUAAGACUGUCUUAAACGGAAGAACCACUAUAAUGAACAACUUCAAAAACACUGAUGGUAGUAUACCUAGAAAUAAGAAUCAUAGAAUAGCAUUCGGGGGUCAAGUCGGAGGAACUUUUAAUAAACCAGAGUAUGAGAACGAUAUAUCGGAAGAGCAUCAAAGUCCGAUAGAUAAAAAUGAAUCAGUUCCUGUUUCAAAUAAAAGUGACAAUUUAAAGAGGUCUUUUGAUAGUAUGUCGUCUCCUGUAAAGAGGAGACCAGGCAUCACAAACAUAUUUUUAAAUAAAACACGGACUUCUGAUAUGAGUCGAUCUCAGGUACGAAAGAAAUUUGAUUUAAGUUCUAAAGAGCAAACCAUACAUUCGAAGGUCACAGAAACUAAAAUCACAUCUGAAAACUCUGGGUCAGAUCCCAUAAUGGAGAUGAAAUUUUUUUCUAAAAGAUCACCAAAGUAUGUUUCCAAUAAUCGACCAACGUUAGGAACCAAAAAGAAAUCGCGUAUAUUUUCAUCAAAUCAACAAGAUUUUAGUUCAGGACCAUCUGCAGAUUCCUCAAAAGUUUAUAUACAUGUUAAACCCUCGACUAAGCAUCGUUGA